Trichomonas vaginalis G3 is the source of this 2796-nucleotide messenger RNA. RefSeq names its product ankycorbin family. The record is from RefSeq and is a predicted model, not a curated record. The coding region runs from base 1 to 2796 and encodes 931 amino acids. Gene Ontology annotation, molecular function: actin binding. Lineage: Eukaryota; Parabasalia; Trichomonadida; Trichomonadidae. The transcript has a single exon.
AUGAAGUAUUGUAUCAGCAUUAAUGAUAUGGCAACUUUCAAAGAACUUGCAGUAAAAUUCAGAAAUACCGAUUAUUCAUUAGAGCAAUUACUUGAAUUACUUAAAUUAUCACCUUUGACAUGGUCAUUUGCAUCAAAAAAGAUUGUUGAAAAAGAACCAGAUGGAUCAGUUUGUAUUCCAUUAACAAGAUAUUAUUUUAUUUCAGAAGAUAAUGGUAUUAUUCCUGCACAAGUUGCUGAUAUCAUUAUGAAAGAUCCCGAAUUGCAAUCACAACUUACAGCAUAUGAUUGCAUCAAUUUGUUAUCAAUGAUUAAUCAGAAUUACACAGAUAUUUCUCCAUUGAUUUCUCUUUUGACAAAAUUUGGAUUGAUAGAUCAGAAAGAUCAUAUUACAAACAAUUCUUUAAUCAAAGAUGUUCAACAAAUCGUUUAUAAUUCUCCUAAAAUUGAACAACUCAUCAAAGAAGAUAUUCUAGGAUUCGCCAACAUUAUUUCACCACAUCUUGAUUUUAUUAAAAAUGUCACUGGAAUCGAAGUUCCAAAAGAAUUUUAUGAAAAAGUUGUUCAUAUUUACAUGAAUACUGUACAUCAACCAGCAUAUACGACUAAGGUGUUUCCAAAUCAACCAGAAAGAUCAAAUUAUUAUAAAUACUUAGAUUUUGUCACAUUUCUUACACAUCCUAUUAACAGGAAACAUGUUAAUAUCAUAGAACUUUCUAAGUCAAUAAUGAAUCUUAAUUUGAUCAAACAAUUUGAAUAUACUGAAGAAGAGAUCAAUCAUCUCAAAACAGUAAAAUUCAUGAAAGAUUAUUUGAUGUUUAAUCAAAAAAAUGUCAAAUACUUUACUAUUAAAGAAAUUCUUAACACGAAUAAUGAUUCUACAGUUAUCCAUGCAGCAUUAACUAAAACAUUAACCCCUGAAGAUGUAUCAGCAAUUCAAGAAUACAUUAAUUCUAAGUAUUCCAAUGAAUUUUCCAGUCACAAAGAAAAAACAUUUGUCAGAACUGAAUUCAGACCAAUUUUCAUAAGAGAUGAAAUUUGCAAUGGUUUUAGCGAUAAAUUAUUAUUAUAUUUCCUUAUGCCUGUUGCUGACUUCGAUGAUAUAUGCGGAAAAAUUUUGGAUGCUUUGUUUGCAAGGAAUAUGAAUGACGAAGAGAAAUUUAGACUUUUUAUGAAAAUUCCAUAUGAUAAAAAGGCAAUUGAAUUCAUUAUUUCUCGGAAAGAAAAGAUUAAUAAUUCAUGUCUGAUUGUUUAUUCAAUGAGGGCGAAUACACAAAUUGUCGAUAAAGGAACUCCAAUUGAAGAUUUAUACUUUGCAAAGUCGUUUAGCAUUUAUCCAUCUCUUAGAUAUGAAAGUUUGUUUGACUACAAAGUUUCCAAAGCAGCCAUGGCUAAAGCAUUAUUUUAUGCUAUCUAUAAUAAUAAUGAAGCUGCAUUUAAUCUUUUGAUUUCUAAAGGAGCUCCUAUCAAUGUUAUUAUAGAAGGAAUGACUCCUCUUCAAUAUGCUAUUAGUAUCGGUGUAAAGUCUAUUGCUUGUAAAUUAAUGGAAUUAGGUGCAUCUCUUGGUUUCAAUGGAACUAAAACAGCUGCAUUUUGUGCAGAGGAAUCUGGAGAUAAGACAAUGAUUGAAUUGUUUUGUAGCAAAAUUAAUCUUGAUUAUGAAUCUUUAUUCCAAGAUAUAAGAAAGAUUCAUAUUCCUGAUUCAGCAACACCGAAAUAUCCGGGUAUUGAUAUAUUUCAAAUCAUCAAUACAAGUUUUACUAAGUUUUUUUCCCAAAUUGAUAGAUGUUUCAACUGUGCAGCUAAAUGGUCCAAAAGAAAUAUCAAUAUUCCACAAGUAACUAAAUUAAUACAAAAUGAAAUGACGACAGUAUCUUCUUUUACUAAUUCACUAUAUAUUAUGUUAUACUUCACUCCUGUUGAUAUAGCAGCAUUUGAAGACAUAAUUCCAAGAGUAUUUUCAAUCAGAAGAAUACUUCCAGCACAUGAAAGACAAGAGGUUUGGGAUUUCAUUGUAAACAACAUCAAUGAAAGCAAUAAAUGGUUUAAGGCUGUUUAUUCUGUCAUCACAGGGAUCAAAAUGAUUGAAGAAGUUGAAAAUCUCUCAGAUUUAUUGUAUAUUGCAACACGACUUGGUAAUAUUGAAAUUAUUACAGAAUUACUUGAUAAAGGUGCUCGAAUCGAAGAUGUUGAAGGCAUUUUCAAUCGCAUGUCUCCAUCAUUAGAAGCAAUCAGCAAAGAUCGAUCAGACAUUUUAGAACUUUUCAUUCUUCAUGGAUUGAAAUUUGAUCAUAUCUAUUCUAUUGACAACUUCACAUUGCUCAAUGCAAGUAUUGAAUUCAACUCUACAAAAUGCUUUGAUCUUUUAUUUUCUCAAACAUCAUUUGGUCAUUUUGUUGUUGAAACACCAAUGAUGAGUGCUCUUCAAACAUUCGAACGAACAGGCAACGAUUACUUCAUCAACAAACUUCUUCCUCAAAUUGACACCGAAUACGAAAGAAUUGUUGAUUCAUCAUUUUGUGACUACUUAUUAUUCAAAUCCGGUCAAAUUCCAGAAUUCCACUAUAAUUCAGCUAAAAGACCCAAUAAUUUACCAAAACCUUCAUCUCAUUUUAAUGAUAAUUCAAGCAAAAUUGCUAAUUUGGAGUCAUCAGAUUUAAUUCAAAAAAUUUUGGUGUAUCAAUAUCUUUCUGAAACAUUAUCAACUAACUCCAAUCAAAAAUUCAUUAGAAAUCUAUCUCGCGAAAAAAUAUCUAAUUUCAAAUGGGGCAAAGGUGUUCCCUUUUUACGAUUUUAA